CACAACAUGCAAUAAAGAUCAGAGUUCAAAUUUUAGUUGAUAAACAAAGGUAGCUAAAAGAAAAGGGUAAAAUGGCUGCGUCUAUACGUGAAAUAACUUCAAUUGAAGAAUGGGAAAAAGAGUGGGAUGGAUUUGAAAAUAAUAUCAAAAAAUUAAAGGAAAACGAAUAUGCAAAGCUGCUGCAGUUAAUGGAUGAGUAUCGCAAUGCUCAAGCAAAGCUACAGAAAGGUGUUGACUAUCAGUUAAAGAAUGUGGGAGCUUUUGCUAAGUCACUAAAAGCUGUUGGAAGAAAACAAACUUCUUCAAAAGAAAAGGAAAAUUUUUUAGAGAUGACAAAGAAACUGAAUGGCAUCCAAUGCCACUUUGAUGAACUCCAACAAGCUUUACCCAAGAAAGCUGGAUGGUUUCUUCGAGCGUGCAUUGGAGAAAUUAAUGUUUCAUUAUUCUGGCAAAAGCAACAUUACAAAGAUGUGUAUGAGAAAUUUAAAUUAAAAACGAUGAUGAUAGCUAUGGUGUUUGCAUUGUUUAAUCUCUUUGUUGUUCAUUCCAGAUUCUUCGACGCGCUAUUUAAUGGUAUAUUAGUUUGGUAUUACAGCUCCUUAACGUUACAAGAACAAAUUCUGCGAGCUAAUGGUUCUAGGAUCAAAGGCUGGUAUGUUACCCACCAUUAUUUAUCCAUUUUGAUGUCAGGAUUCCUACUGAUAUGGCCGAAAAGUGUGACGUAUCAAUUGUUUCGCACCCAGUUCUACUACUUUGCGCUGUACUUAAGUUUUGUUCAGUUUCUUCAGUAUCAUUAUCAACAUGGUAUGUUAUAUCGAAUGCGUGCUUUAGGGCGUGGUAGUAACAUGGACUUGACACAAGAUGUCUUUCGUUCGUACAUGUUAAAAGGACUGACUUUUUUAGUGCCUUUUCUUGUCGCAGGUUAUAUUUUCCAGUUGUACAACGGAUACGUUUUGUAUAGACUCAGUCAACACGAAGAAUGCAGAGAGUGGCAGGUUUUAGCAAGCUCUCUUCUCUUCUUCGUCAUCGCUGUUGGAAACAUCUACACGCUUGCAGUUGUGUUACGUCAAAAAGCUACAUCUACCAUUCGGCUGCCGUGUGGUUAACGUUAAGUUGCCGCCAUUUUGUAUAUGCGUGAUAAUAUACGUGCGCAUGUGUAUGCAUCUAAAAGCAAAGUGGAAACUCCAUAUGAGAAGCGUGCUGCUUUGUGAAUGUGAUGGUUUUACCUGAAUAAAGAAAACUUAAUCUAGAGAAUAUAUAAAAAAGUAUCAACUAAUUUUGAUUGAUUAGACUUAAUUAGUGCAAAGGCGGGCGGGAGGCUUGAACUAAAUUUUGAGUUAGCUACUUUGAUACACCAGAUUCCACUCUACACAUCUAAGUUAUACUACUACGUAUUCUAGUGUUUUUCUGAGAUUGUAUAUGGCAACAGUUCGGUUAAUCUAUAUUUGAAGAAUAAAACAACGCUCUCUGACCAUUCUGUCUUCAAAUUCUAGGUAUAUGUUUUUACUAUCAAGACCUAAUAUAUUGUUCAGUAAAAUAUUUGUAUUCCUUUCCAUGACAAUAUGACAGUUCACUUUCAGCGAA
Messenger RNA from Hydractinia symbiolongicarpus, 1584 nucleotides. RefSeq names its product ion channel TACAN-like. Bases 72 to 1106 code for a protein of 344 amino acids. The transcript is spliced from 12 exons. The record is from RefSeq and is a predicted model, not a curated record. Gene Ontology annotation, cellular component: membrane. NCBI's taxonomy places the organism in Eukaryota, Metazoa, Cnidaria, Hydrozoa, Anthoathecata, Hydractiniidae.